Sabethes cyaneus is the source of this 2037-nucleotide messenger RNA. RefSeq names its product trifunctional nucleotide phosphoesterase protein YfkN. The coding region runs from base 1 to 2037 and encodes 678 amino acids. Gene Ontology annotation, biological process: nucleotide catabolic process. NCBI's taxonomy places the organism in Eukaryota, Metazoa, Arthropoda, Insecta, Diptera, Culicidae. The transcript is spliced from 6 exons. Gene Ontology annotation, molecular function: hydrolase activity. The record is from RefSeq and is a predicted model, not a curated record.
AUGGCGGGUUUUGCGUCCCAAGCAGCGCUGCGUUCGAAAUGGGGCGACCUGGUUGACAGUGGUUCCGCCAGCAUCGAAACAUCGGAAGUGUCUCAGGGACUGAAGAAUGUCGUCGGCUGGCUCAAACAGGCAUCGGUCGAAGUGCGGGAAGCCGGCAAGCGUGCCGUCACUCAGCUCCAGACAAGCACACCGAACCUGCUGCACCUGGCGCCGGGAACACUGAUUAAGCAGGGCAUCUACGUGAAUGAGCGGGACAGCACGAUGAGCGCUGCCGUACCGAACCACGACAAGCUAACCAUCGUGCACUACAACGACGUGUACAACAUCGAUGCCACCUGCAAGCAGGAACCGAUCGGUGGGGCCGCCCGGUUCUGUACCGCCGUCAAAUCCUUCGCCCACCUGAACCCGCUGGUGCUGUUCAGCGGUGAUGCGUUCUCGCCCAGCAUGCUCAGCACCUUUACGCGGGGAGAACAAAUGGUUCCUGUACUGAACUCCGUCGGCACGCACUGCGCUGUGUUCGGAAAUCAUGACUUCGAUCACGGCUUGGACGUACUGGCCGACUGGGUCGAGAAAACCAGAUUUCCCUGGUUGAUGUCCAACGUGGUCGACAAUGAGACGGGUAGACCCUUGGGGGGCGGUAAGAUCACGCACAUUAUGCACCACAACGACGUCAAGGUGGGCCUGAUGGGACUCGUGGAGAAGGAAUGGCUGGACACACUGCCAACGAUCGAUCCGAAUGAGGUGACCUACAUUGACUUCAUCAAGGCUGGCAACCAGCUGGCGGACGAACUGCACAAUCAGGGAUGCGAUAUCGUCAUUGCACUGACCCACAUGAGAACGCCGAACGAUAUCGAGCUGGCUAAGCAUUGUGGGCACAUUGAUUUGAUACUGGGCGGGCACGAUCAUGUGUUUGAGAUUUUGAAUAUCGAAGGGACGCACGUGGUCAAAUCGGGAACAGAUUUUCGACAAUUCUCACGGAUUGGUGUCGACACGGAGCGGGAUGAGCAAGGCAAAAUUAGCAUUUCGGUAGAGAAGGUGGAUGUUAGCUCGACGAAAUACAACGAAGAUCCUGAGUUGAAGGAAGAACUUAAGAAGUAUUCGGAGACGAUCGAAUCGAAGAUGGAUGAAGUUUUGGGAACGUUUUCAGUGGAGCUUGAUGGACGCUUCGCGUCCAUUCGCACUUCGGAAACCAAUCUGGGUAAUUGGAUCUGUGAUAUAGCGUUGGCUGCAACGGGAGCGGAUGCGGUUAUGAUCAAUUCGGGCACAUUCCGGUCCGAUCAAAUUCAUCAGGCGGGUCCGUUCACGAUGCGUGACCUGGUGAAUAUUAUUCCUAUGCAGGAUCCGCUGAUCGUGCUAGAAGUGACGGGUAAAAUUCUACAUGAAGCAUUGGAAAAUUCGGUAUCGACCUAUCCCAAAUUGGAAGGUCGUUUCCCGCAAAUCGCAGGAAUGUCGUUUGCAUUUGAUCCGACACAACCGCCAGGGAAGCGCGUGGAGCCGUUGCUAAUUCGAAUCGGCGAUGAGUGGCUCAAUUUGGAUCAAACGUACACCUUGUGCGUGAAAAGCUACAUUCACGGUGGCUGUGAUGGUUACACCAUGUUCAAGGGGUGUAAGGUUUUGAUGGACGAUGACGCUGCACCCGAGCUGGGCCUGGCAAUCCAGAACCACUUCAAGGCGAUCGACGUUCGGAUGGGCAAAACGCAUCAUACUAAGCAUCGACAAUCGCUGGUGACCCUGUCGCGCCGGCACAGCAUGAUUCAGAUGUUGGAGAAUUUGGAACUGGACGGACCGACACCGAUCAGGCGGAAAUCGACCGUCUUGCAGCCACGGCAUGCCAGUAUGGAACACGUCAAUCGUGGAAAGUUAUUGAGACGAGCCUCAUUGGACGAUUUGGAGCAAAACAGUUGUCAGCUGGCUCCCACGAUUCAACAUCGAAUAGUCGUUGUGCAGAAUCAAGAGCACAUGCACGAAAUGAUUUUGCGACGGGAAACCAUGGAGAAGAACUCGGUCAUCAAGGAAACCGACGAGCUGACGCCGUAA